Papaver somniferum (opium poppy) is the source of this 339-nucleotide messenger RNA. RefSeq lists its product as uncharacterized. Lineage: Eukaryota; Viridiplantae; Streptophyta; Magnoliopsida; Ranunculales; Papaveraceae. The transcript has a single exon. The coding region runs from base 1 to 339 and encodes 112 amino acids. Gene Ontology annotation, molecular function: nucleic acid binding; RNA-DNA hybrid ribonuclease activity. The record is from RefSeq and is a predicted model, not a curated record.
AUGGAUGAAACUCUUCUAUGUUGUGAUGGUUCUUCAAGGGGGAAUCCAGGCCAGGCUGGUUAUGGAUUUGUGGUCAGAAUCCAUACAGGUGUCUUUGUAUAUGCUGAAUCUGGUGGUUUGGGUAUUCUUUCAAACUUCAUUGCUAAGUUCAUUGCAUGCGUUAGUGCUAUGGAAUGGGCCAUAAAUAAUCAGAGAUAUAAGGUGAUAUUGCAGACUGAUUCUAAAGCUUGUGUUGUUGCUUUGAUGAACAAUAAGAUCCCCUGGUUUCUGGUUGCAAGAUGCAGAGAGUUAUUGCAGGUCUUCAUUCUAUUUGUUAUAGACAAGUUUAUAGAGAAGUGA